Molecule: messenger RNA, 3459 nt
Organism: Cuculus canorus (common cuckoo)
Lineage: Eukaryota; Metazoa; Chordata; Aves; Cuculiformes; Cuculidae
Gene: SSTR1
Product: somatostatin receptor 1
Exons: 1
Coding region: 136-1317 (393 amino acids)
Biological process (GO): cellular response to estradiol stimulus; neuropeptide signaling pathway
Cellular component (GO): membrane; neuron projection
Molecular function (GO): neuropeptide binding; somatostatin receptor activity
Source: RefSeq, a predicted model, not a curated record
CGCCGGCAGAGUCCCCCCCCCCCCCCCAUCCUCACAAUGGACGCGCCCCGCGGGCGCCGCGCGGGGAGCCCCGCCGGGAUGGCGAGCGCGGGCGGCGGCGGGAGCCCGCUGCUCUGAGCCGGGGCCGCGCCGAGGAUGCUCCCCAAUGGCACCUGCACGAGGCUCCCGGGCGGCGCGGGCGGCGGCGGCGGCGACACCGGCGGCGGCGGAGUCGGCGGCGCCCUGGAGGAGGCGGCGGCGGGGGGCAUGGACUCGGGCGGCAGGAACUCCUCCGGCGCCCCGAACAGCACCCUGAGCGAGUCUCAGGGCAGCGCCAUCCUCAUCUCGUUCAUCUACUCCGUGGUGUGCCUGGUGGGGCUGUGUGGCAACUCCAUGGUCAUCUACGUGAUCCUGCGCUACGCGAAGAUGAAGACGGCCACCAACAUCUACAUCCUCAACUUGGCCAUUGCAGAUGAGCUGCUGAUGCUCAGCGUCCCCUUUCUGGUCACCUCCACCCUGCUGCACCACUGGCCCUUUGGGUCCCUGCUGUGCCGCCUGGUGCUCAGCGUGGACGCCAUCAACAUGUUCACCAGCAUCUACUGCCUGACCGUGCUCAGCGUGGACCGCUACGUCGCCGUGGUGCACCCCAUCAAAGCGGCUAGGUACCGUCGACCCACUGUAGCUAAGAUGGUGAAUCUGGGCGUCUGGGUGCUUUCCAUCCUCAUCAUCCUGCCCAUCAUCAUCUUCUCCAACACAGCGACCAACAGUGAUGGAACAGUGGCUUGCAACAUGCUCAUGCCGGAGCCCACCCAGAGGUGGCUGGUGGUCUUUGUGAUCUACACCUUUCUGAUGGGCUUCUUGCUGCCUGUGGUGGCCAUCUGCCUCUGCUACAUCCUCAUCAUUGCCAAGAUGCGCAUGGUGGCCCUGAAGGCUGGCUGGCAGCAACGCAAGCGCUCGGAGCGCAAGAUCACCCUCAUGGUCAUGAUGGUGGUGAUGGUCUUUGUCAUCUGCUGGAUGCCUUUCUACAUUGUGCAGCUGGUCAAUGUCUUUGUAGAGCAGGAUGACGCCACUAUCAGCCAACUCUCAGUCAUCUUGGGCUAUGCCAACAGCUGUGCCAACCCCAUCCUCUAUGGCUUUCUCUCGGACAACUUCAAGCGGUCCUUCCAGCGGCUGCUCUGCCUCAGUUGGAUGGACAAUGCUGCAGAGGAACCCAUCGACUACUAUGCCACUGCCCUGAAGAGCAGGGCAUACAGCGUGGAGGACUUUCCCCCAGACAACUUGGAAUCGGGGAGCAUGUACAGGAAUGGCACUUGCACCUCCAGGAUUACUACCCUUUGAGGAAGCGUUCCUGCCCCUGGGCUCCCCUACUGCCCCUCAGCAGGAGGAUGAGCGAGGCCAGUGCUGUGGCAUAGGGAAGCUGGGAGGGAGGGGCUUUUGGUCUUGUGCACCAACAGUGGUGUUUGGCACAAGAGGGAGUGAAGAAAACCCCACGUCCUCAGUCUACUGCCCCAUUCCCCCCCAUCUGCCUCCCUUGAGAGCGGAUGCGUUUGCUCAUGCUUUGACACCUUAGCAAAGUGCCGCACUCAUGGGUCGAGCUAGGAUCUGCUGCCCCUCUCUUGUGUCUGACGAGUGGCUGUAGGGAUCCUGCAGUGACUCUCCCCUCACCUUUUGUACAGGUUGUCCUCCAUCUCGGUUGAUGGGACCCCCCCGGCCACUGAGAUGAGCCUGACUCGGUCAAGCCCCGGCAUUCAGACUCCCCUUGACGGAAAGUGACUUUGCACAGCAUCUCUUGGUAUGCACCUUCCCUUCAGAGAGUGGAAACGCUGAGAACCACCCCCUAACAUAUACUUUGUCCUCCUCCAGGAAGGGGCAAGUAACCUCUCUCUGCUGCCCUGCCAGAAAUAAAAAAGAAAGAGGGGAGUAAAAACACCCCAAGAAAAGCAACAGCAUAGUAAUGGAGCCGUCUUUUGCUUUGCAGACAGCUUUUACUUCACGGGGGCUCUGUCUCUCAGUGCUACGCUCGGGGAAAGCAGAGCAGAAAAGGUCUUCAGAAAAAAAAAAAUCUGAUUAUUGCUGUGUUUCAGAGCUGUGCAGCAGGUUGCUGAUAACAGGAGAUAAACAGUCCCGUGACUCACAGGGAGCAGAGCACUGAGCCAGGAGUCGGGGGGGGGGAGCACUGAGCUGGGAAACGUUUGAAUGCGUCCACAGGUACAAUAAAGUGUGCUAUAAUAAAGUUUAAAGGGAGCACUAGACUGUGAAGCUAUUGUCUUGUGACUGCUCCAUCAGCUGUGAAACAGCAAUGAAGGGAGCUGAGACAGUUUUGAAUGACCUGGGUGACUGCAAAGUCACUUUAGCCUACGUGGAAAAAAAGAGGGAUUAAUUUCAAAAUCUCCCAUCAGGCUCUGGAAUAAAUACUUGACAAAAAAAGUAGCUGUUUGAUAAUGACUAUGACCCGAGCUCCAGUUUCUUCUGUUGCACUAAAAAAAAAAUAAAAUGGGUUUCCUAUGUUGCCAAUGUAAUAUACUGGCCCAAAGCUUCUUAUUGUCUCAUUUCUGAGAACUCUUGGGUUUUGUAUGUGUCAGAUUUCUUUUUGUUUGAUUUUUUUUGUUUGAUUCUUGUUACUGUGUUGUGAAUGUGUUUCUCUGAAGCAAUUUGUAUGGUGUACUUACGUCUGUAGUGGCUGCUUGCAAGGUUGCAUUUUAAAUGGGUGAUGCUCAAGAAAGCUCUUUUUCAGAUAAAAAUGUUGUCACUUUUUCUAACUCUUCCAUCUCUGUUGUCUCCUCCACAAAAAUUCUCUCCUGAAUUUUCUCUCUUCCCCUCUUAUGACAGAACAAUUUUCAUAUAGGUGAAUGAAGCUUUCUUAUUUGAGAAAUGACAGCAGAAUAAACAAACCCUUCUAUCCCUGCUCCUUCUUACUGCAGUUGUAAUAAUUGGCAUGAACUGUGUUGAAAUAAGCAGCUAUGGUUUUUUUUUGCUUUCUACCACCGAUGUUAACGAUGUCACACAGUGGCAGGUGUCCCGGUAGCUGUGACAAAUCACUUUUCUAGCACAAUAAUGUGGUUCUAUUAAUUAUAACUACCACCAAUCUGACACAAGAGAUUGGGGAAAAUCGCUAGUAGCAGCAAACCCGUAACAUUGUGCUGGUAGAUAUGGUGCUUAAGUACAGCGUUAAGUGUCAGACUGACAAUUAAGGCAUCUAGCAUUUGCAGUGGUGGACUUACAACAGGUUUUUAUUGAAUUUAACUUUUCUCAGUGGCAAAAUGCAGGAUACUACUUUGUACAUUUCUUUCACCAAAAAUUAGGUACUGUUAAAUGAAUGUAUAAAUUUAGUACUUCAAAGUUGUCUGAUUCAAAGCCCAUCGAAAUGAGAGAAAAGGUCCUAAGCCACUUCAAUGGGCUGUGAGUCAGCUCCUUUUAGUUUAAAAAUUGCUAAUGUGGAAGCUGUUACAUCCUUAUUAAAAUAUUUUGUGAAAAGCUUUA